Messenger RNA from Polistes dominula (European paper wasp), 1377 nucleotides. It is a transcript of the gene Arp10, whose product is annotated as Actin-related protein 10. The record is from RefSeq and is a predicted model, not a curated record. NCBI's taxonomy places the organism in Eukaryota, Metazoa, Arthropoda, Insecta, Hymenoptera, Vespidae.
UAAGUGCAGCACUGAUUCUGACAUUCCUGUCAUUUUGACAAUACUUUUCACCAUAAGAACAGUGAAAAAUAAUUCUACACAUAAGUUCUUACAAAGAAUUUGUAUUUAAUUUAUGUCAAUGUAUUCUAAUUGUUAAAAUAAUUUUAAUUAAAUUCUUAUUUAUUGAUUAUUAAUUCAAACAUGGCUCGUGAAUAUGAAGGUGUCAGAUAUAUUUCUGAUAAACAAAUGGUAAUAUUUGAUAUUGGUAGUGCAUAUACAAAAUUUGGUUAUGCCGGAGAAACGAUGCCAAGAGGAAUAAUCAAAACAAUAGUCAAAUGUCCUGAAUCCAAAGAAAUGAGAAAAGUAUUUGAUUAUUUGGAUGUGGAUGAUUUGUAUCAACUUCUUGUUGAAUUUCUGCAUUUACUUUUCCUCAGGCAUGUUGUCAUCAGUCCAAAAGAUUCAAAAGUACUUAUCGUAGAAUCUUCAUUAACUCCUUCUCAAUUUAGAGAUACACUUGCUAAAGUAAUGUUUCGACAUUUUGAAAUUGGUUCAUUGCUCUUUUUACCAACGCAUUUAGCAACAAUUAGUACACUAGGAACUGAUACGGUUUUAGUAUUGGAUGUUGGUUAUCAAGAAGCAACAUUAAUUCCUAUUUAUGAAGGUGUACCAAUUUUAAAAGCGUGGCAAGCUUUACCACUUGGUGCUCAAGUUGUACAUAAAAAUAUAAAAACACAUUUAGAAAAAAGUUUGCCUGAUUAUGAUUUGACUGAAGAUAUUAUUGAAGAUAUCAAAGUGAGAACUUGUUUUGUUACUACAUUGGAAAGAUCUAAAAAAUUAGAAUCUCAAGAUCCUCCAACUCCUCCACCAGCAGUUAAAUAUCCUAGUGUAAAAACUGUUACUAUUCUGGGAGAAAUAAGAGAAAAAGCUUAUGAAGUAUUAUGGGAAAGAGAUAACGAUAAUCUUAGUAUACCAACUAUGAUUUUGGAUGCUAUUAUUAAAUGUCCGAUAGAUAUCAGACGUGUCCUAGCAGAGAAUAUAUUAUUAAUAGGUGGUACAGCAAUGGCCAAAGGUUUUGCGAGUCGUUUAAAAGCAGAAUUAUUAUCUUUAUUGAAAAGUGAUUUAUAUGCUGAUAAAUUAAAAAUAAAAACAUUUAAAUUUCAUUCAGCUCCAAGUAAACCAAAUUAUACAGCUUGGUUAGGAGGAGCAAUUUAUGGUAUUGCAGAUUUUCCUUCAAGAUGUCUAACCAAAGAAACUUAUUUAAAAUUGAACAGAGUUCCAGAUUGGACUAAUUUAAUAGAUAAUCAAAAAGAAGAUUCAUUAAUUUGUGAAAUGUAAUAUAUGUAAUAUAUAAGCUUUAUCUUAUAUUUAUGUAUUUAUCUUUUAACAUCUAGUAUUAAA